UUUCAAACAUCAAAGAGGUCACCGCACAGUAAGUCUUUGAAUCACAAGCACAAGAUGAAUGCCGAGUGUUAUUCACCCGAUUAGACAUUUUAAAACUCAGCGCUUUGGAAUGUUGUAUCUUCGAGGCUAUCAAUCAAAAGAUGACUGUAAUUCAAUCAUUGGUUCUACAACAGUUGGAACAGAUGGCUCAAUAUAUGAAAUCUCAGUAUGAAGUAAAUGUGGAAAACAAAUGUAUGUUGAUCAAUGCGGUUUCGGAUUAUACGAUUAGAAACAGUUUACCCAAUAGCGAUCUGAGCUACAUAAGCCAAAUAAAACAAUUUGCGAGCCAGCAGUUGGAACAACGGUGGACGAUGCUGGAAGAAUAUACUAAAGAAAUGUCUUCUAACGGAGAAAAAAUAUGCUCGUCAUUUUUUGGGUCGUUGGCCAAUGAUACAACAGAUGCAAAUAUACAGUCGGAAACAAUCAUACCAUCAAGUACAAACAACCAAGAAAUACCAACAGUAGUUGUUAGUAAUAGCUAUCCGUCGUGAAACGACAAGUAUCUAAAACAUGUAUAUAAUUUAUAAAAAAAAAA
Daktulosphaira vitifoliae (grape phylloxera) is the source of this 574-nucleotide messenger RNA. RefSeq lists its product as uncharacterized. NCBI's taxonomy places the organism in Eukaryota, Metazoa, Arthropoda, Insecta, Hemiptera, Phylloxeridae. The record is from RefSeq and is a predicted model, not a curated record. Bases 141 to 530 code for a protein of 129 amino acids. The transcript has 2 exons.